Molecule: messenger RNA, 2552 nt
Organism: Rubroshorea leprosula
Lineage: Eukaryota; Viridiplantae; Streptophyta; Magnoliopsida; Malvales; Dipterocarpaceae
Source: the annotation of a GenBank genome assembly
UUCCAUGUCCAAGCUCACAAAUCUUUCCAUUCACGAAAAUCAUUUUAUUGGAGGAAUCCCACCUUUCAUUGGUAAUAUUUCCUCUUUGGUGACCUUAUCCAUGGCUGAUUGUUACCUUGGAGGCAACAUUCCAGAUUCCUUAGGCCGAUUGAGAAGCCUGCGUUUUCUUGGACUAGGAGGAAAUAAUCUUUUUGGUAAGAUUCCCCUAUCAAUCUAUAACCUUUCCAUGCUUUCUGCUUUCUCCCUAGCUGAUAAUCAACUUGAAGGAAAUCUUCCGAGGGAUAUAGGACUCGCCCUUCCUCAUCUAACACACUUUCAAAUAUGGGGAAACCAUUUUAGUGGGCAGGUGCCGGUAACAUUGUCCAAUGCUUCAAAACUUAAAACCGUAGAAGUGUCAGAAAAUAGCUUCUCUGGAAAAGUAACAGUUCCCUUUGGGCACCUACAAUAUCUUCAAAAGCUGGCUUUGUCUGAAAAUCAUCUAGGAAGUGGAGAAGCCGAUGAAAUGAAUUUUAUCACUUCUUUGGCCAACUGUAGCAAGUUGGAAUAUUUGGUACUUGAUGUGAAUCAGUUUCAAGGAAGAUUGCCAGAAUCUAUAGCCAAUCUCUCAAGUCAACUAAAGAUCAUUCUCUUUGGAUGGAAUAACCUCUUUGGAGACAUCCCUUCAGGGCUAGGGAAUCUCGUCAACUUAGAAUUAUUGAGGUUGAAUACCAAUCAAUUCACAGAAGUUGGUAAACUAAGAAACUUAGGUAGGCUAGAUGUAUCUGGCAACAGGUUGUCUGGAGAAAUCCCAAGUAGCCUAAGUGAUUGCGUCAGUCUAGAGACCCUUUACCUGGAUAGAAACCAUUUUCAAGGUAGCAUUCCUCAAUCUUUAAGCUCUUUAAGAGGAAUUCGAAAAUUUGGUCUUUCCUUCAAUAACUUAUCUGGCAAGAUCCCUCAAUACAUAGAAAAUCUCGCAUUGGAGUAUUUGAAUUUGUCUUUCAAUGACUUUGAAGGAGAGAUUCCAACAAAAGGUGUCUUUAAAAAUGCAAGUGCAGUGUUUGUUCAAGGAAAUACAAAACUUUGUGGGGGAAUUGUUGAACUUGGCCUGCCUACAUGUCGCAUCAAAGCAACAAAGAAAAGAGAACUGUCACAUGUGCAUAUAAUAACUAUAGUUAUCUCACUUCUGGGAGUGAUCAUUGUAUCUACCUUCCUACUUUGUUGGACUAAAAGAAAAAAAAGAAAGCAGUCUUCUGGAUUCUCCUUGGAAGAGCCUUUUACGCAACUUUCUUACCGAAGCCUCCUUAAAGCGACAAAUGGCUUUUCUUCAGCAAAUUUGAUCGGCAAGGGGAGUUUUGGUUCUGUCUAUAAAGGAGUUCUCGAAGAAGAUGGAACUAAUGUUGCAGUCAAAGUACUUGAUCUCCAGCAUCGAGGAGCUUCCAAGAGUUUCAUGGCAGAGUGUGAAGUCUUGAAGAACAUUCGUCAUCGAAACCUGGUAAAGAUAAUAACUUCCUGCUCAAGCAUCGAUUUUCAGGAAAACAAUUUCAAGGCUCUAGUUUAUGAGUUUAUGCCUAAUGGAAGCCUCGAGAACUGGCUGCAUUCAUCAGCUAAGGAAACAAAUGAUGGCCAAAGCAGAGUCCAGAGUCUAAGCUUGUUACAGAGGAUAAACAUUGCUAUUGAUGUUGCCUCUGCUCUUGACCAUCUUCAUUACAAUUGCUCAAAGCCAAUGGUUCAUUGUGAUUUAAAGCCAAGCAACGUUCUUCUAGACAAUGACAUGACUGCUCAUGUUGGGGAUUUUGGGCUCGCAAAGCUUAUUUCAGAAUCCAAAAUACCAAACCAAAGUAGCUCAAUUGGAGUGAGGGGAACAAUUGGAUACAUUGCUCCAGAGUAUGGCAUGGGAAGUGAGGUUUCAAUACAUGGGGAUCUAUACAGUUAUGGAAUCCUUGUGUUGGAGAUGAUUACAGGAAAGAGACCCACAGAUAGUCUCUUCGAAGAAGGUCUUAACCUUCAUACCUAUGCUAGAAUGGCCUUGCCAGAUCAAAUUACAGAGAUUGUAGACCCAAAGCUCGUACAAGAAGCUGAAGUAUCCAUUGUUAAUAGACAGAGGUCACGAAUUGACAUCAUAAUGGAUUGUCUAGCCUCAAUAAUCAAGAUUGGUGUGGCAUGUUCCAUGGAGUUGCCUCAAGAUCGUAUGCUCAUGAGUACUGUUGUCAAGGAUCUAGAUCUUAUCAAGAAGACUCUUGAACGUAACCAAGCAAACAACUAGCAUUGCUUCAAGUUGCACGUCCGUAUCACUUCCAAACCUUUUUAGCUAUGAAUCUAAGUAGAAAGUGUAUUGCUGUGUACUCAAUAGGUGUGAAGCUUUACUAGUGUGGUUGUAAUUUUCUGCUUUUUUUGGCUUUUUUUCUAUGCACUCUUUUGUUUCCGUUUCCUUUCUUCGUUUUGAACUGUGUUGACCUUUCCUUGUAUCGUAGAAAUGUUGUUUGGUCAUGCAAGCUUGUAAUUUCUCCAUUUUUAUCUUUGUUUGAAGAUGAGUCAUGACAUUCUGGUUUUCAAAAUAAAAAUGUUGGAUCUGA